Malania oleifera is the source of this 1242-nucleotide messenger RNA. RefSeq names its product protein RGF1 INDUCIBLE TRANSCRIPTION FACTOR 1. The transcript is spliced from 5 exons. Lineage: Eukaryota; Viridiplantae; Streptophyta; Magnoliopsida; Santalales; Ximeniaceae. The record is from RefSeq and is a predicted model, not a curated record. Gene Ontology annotation, molecular function: zinc ion binding. Bases 104 to 781 code for a protein of 225 amino acids.
UCUCAAAAUUCACCUCUUUAACCCUCCCUUUCUUUCCCACACACACUCUCUCUCCUCCCAGCGGCAGCGCCGUCUUGCAAGGACUCUGUCUCUAAUAGAAAAAAUGGGUGGUUGCAAAUUUUAUAUAAAGAAGAAGAAGACAGAUUGGGUUAGCGCACUUCUACAUAGUAAGUUCUUCGGGUCGUGUGUCGAUCAUCGAGACCUUCGAAAAAACGAGAAGAAUGUGUUCUGCAUCGACUGCAGUCUCUGCUGCUGUAGGCAUUGCAUGUCUUCCUCUGUUCAUUGGCUUCAUCGGAAGCUUCAAAUCUGCAAAUAUGUCUAUCAUGAUGUCAUCCGCUUUCAAGACAUGCAUAAGCAUCUUGACUGCUCUAGAAUUCAGACAUACAAGAUAAACGGUGAGAAAGCUAUCCAUCUGAACCCUCGGCCGCAAUCAAAAGAUUUCAAACCAUCCAAGUCAAAAGGUGGCUCAUCUUGCGAAGCUUGUGGUAGGUACAUACAAGACCAGCCCAAUUGCUUCUGCUCGAUUGCGUGCAAGGUGUCUGUUUGUGAGAAGUCCGAAGACCAAACACCUAAGAUCUUCCCCUUGCCAAUUCCCGAACUUGGAGACCUUUCCUUGAAAGAAACCUACAGCCCUGAUGAAGAAAAUGUGGCAGAAAAGGAUUCCUGCAUCUCAGUUGGCACAUCUUCGGAUGAGGCUCAAGCUUUUGUGAGCUCUGUGUUGAAGCCAAGGAAGCAAAUGCACAAGAGGAAAGGCAUCCCUCGGAGGGCCCCACUCUGUUAGCCCCUCUCUUUAUCCAGACACUUUGUUCUUUGGUUCGUAUAGUAGUUAUCAUAAAUAAGACCCCAUCUAUAUAUAAUCAUCUGGACAUGAAGAAUUAUUCAAGUAUCAGGAAAAAAAAAUCAAUUCCAGGUAGCCCCAUUUUGGGUUUUCUAGUUGGGUUAUUUGGAGUGUAAGCCCCAUGUUGUCCAAGCAGAUUCUUGUGGUUUGUACAGCAUAAGAGAGAGAGAGAGAGAGCAGCAGCAGCAGCAGAGGUGGCGGCCGACGAAUGUGGAAAUAGCUGGUAUUCGAUCUUUGUAUCUAUCCAAGGAGGAGGUUUAUUGAUUGGUUUUGUCGUUAUAUAUAUUUUUCCUGGUGGAAUUUUGUACCUAAAUCUAAAUGGUUGAGCUGAGCAUUGCUGACUACAAUAAAACUUUUGCCUGGGAGUAAUGAAUGAUCUUAAUGAGAGGAUUCGAUUAGCUUCA